UUUUACAUUAACGGCGGCGUUGGUUUGGUCGGGAGCUCGAAAAAUAUGGGCACAGUUAGAAUGUGAUACAUUUAACUCAUGUUAUAUGUUAUGUAAAGUUAGUUUUAUACGCGGUAGGCGAGAUGUCUGGGUUUAAUACAGAGUAAUUUAGGAGGCCGUUGAUGUUUGUUCUCGUUUGAAGUUGAACGCUGAAGUUAGGUUAGCCUAGCUAGCAUCUCUCUCUCCCUCUCUCCAGUGGUUGUGGCCUCACUCACCCCGCUUGACUUCAGUCCUCUGGAAAAUAUGGUGUCCUGGAUAAUAUCAAGAUCUGUCGUGCUGGUUUUUGGAAACCUUUACCCAGCGUAUUACUCCUACAAAGCAGUGAAAACCAAAAAUGUCAAGGAAUAUGUGCGGUGGAUGAUGUACUGGAUUGUUUUCGCCCUGUAUACAGUGGUGGAGACCAUUUCAGAUCUAACCAUAGCCUGGUUUCCCCUGUAUUAUGAGAUCAAGGUUGCGUUUGUGAUCUGGCUUCUUUCUCCCUACACGAGAGGAGCUAGUGUCAUCUACAGAAAAGCUCUGCAUCCUCUGCUGUCCUCCAAAGAAAGGGAAAUUGAUGACUACCUAGUUCAGGCAAAAGAGCGAAGCUACGAGACUAUGCUGAACUUUGGCAAGCAGGGCCUGAGCAUCGCUGCAACCGCAGCUGUGACGGCAGCCGUCAAGGGUCAAGGAGCCAUCACUGAGAAGCUCAGAAGCUUCAGUAUGCACGAUCUUACCCAAAUCUCUCAAGGAGAUGUGUAUUCUGGGUACUCCAGCUCCAACCCAGACAGAAGAGCCAUCAUGGACCAGCCCGAUGGAGCUGAUUAUUAUCAUUAUGAUGAUGAUGAUGACCGGAGUGAUGAUGAGGGUAAGCCUGUGUACUCUGAGGAUGAAGCUGUGUCUUCGUACGGCCUCAGACGAUCUCAAAGCAUCAAAAUCACACGCUCAAGGCUGCGUAAAGAUGUACGUUAUGGAUCUCUGAAGAUCAAAGGGAGGAAACGGCCAGCGCUCAAUGCAAUGACUUACUCUAGCAUGGAGAACUGAACUCACUACUGAUAUGUGGGACAAAGUGUCCACUUUAUCAGUGGAUAACAAGUGUCUUCAUAUUCUUUUUCAUAAGGGCUGUGAACUCUUUCAUGUGGUCUCUUUCGAGUUUUUCAUGGAUAUACCAACAGAACUGUUUAUUACUUCUACCAGCACGAGUGUGUACAUAUAAUGAGUAUCAUGAGCUUUAGAGUAGUGAAAUGAGUGUCUUGAGAUUUGAGUUACGGGUGUUGGCUUUUGUAUUGCUGGUCUUUUGUCUGAAUUGGACAUUCAGAUUUCGAUUAGCUUCAGUAUUUGUGUUUAGAAAUGUGUUCUCUUUGGAUGUGGGUUUUGUACUUCAGUUGUCAUGUGUUGUUGCUGCCUUUUAGAUAUUUUCUUUUAAGUAGGUUUUUACAAUUUAGUUUAGGUUAUAAGCAAUGAUUCUGAUUCUUUAACACUUGAAAAUGAUUUGUCAACAUUAGACCAGAAGUGUCUCUUUAUCAGUUAUAGAGAACAAACCAAAGAUAUAGAAAGGCUUUGUUGUAUUAAUGUUGACUGUUUUAAAUUACAUGUUAUUAUUUAAAAAAUGACAGCAGACGAUUUUUUUAUUGAUGGUACGUGGAUUUCAAGAAAAUCCCUUUUGCACAUUCUUUAAAUCCUUGAUUUGUGAUCUCAAUUCAGAAUGUUUCUUUAUUUGGGAGAAAGUCCACACUAAUGUAAAAUCUCUUCUGUGUCUGAGCGUGCAGUUAAUUCUGUGCUGUUGUGUGGCUGGAUGUGUCAUUCAAAUGAAUGUAAUGAGAUGAAUAAAACCAAAGUAUUGUA
Molecule: messenger RNA, 1860 nt
Organism: Xyrauchen texanus (razorback sucker)
Lineage: Eukaryota; Metazoa; Chordata; Actinopteri; Cypriniformes; Catostomidae
Gene: reep3b
Product: receptor accessory protein 3b
Exons: 8
Coding region: 283-1059 (258 amino acids)
Biological process (GO): endoplasmic reticulum tubular network organization
Cellular component (GO): endoplasmic reticulum membrane; endoplasmic reticulum tubular network; cytoplasmic microtubule
Molecular function (GO): microtubule binding
Source: RefSeq, a predicted model, not a curated record